Messenger RNA from Erythranthe guttata (spotted monkey flower), 1924 nucleotides. Its product is annotated as arogenate dehydratase 1. The record is from RefSeq and is a predicted model, not a curated record. Gene Ontology annotation, molecular function: arogenate dehydratase activity; prephenate dehydratase activity. Lineage: Eukaryota; Viridiplantae; Streptophyta; Magnoliopsida; Lamiales; Phrymaceae. Gene Ontology annotation, cellular component: cytoplasm; chloroplast. Gene Ontology annotation, biological process: L-phenylalanine biosynthetic process.
UUAUUUUGUUAAAAUGUAUAUAGAAAAUUAAUUACAAAUUAAUUAGAAGAGAAAAUUGAACAUAGUCUUGAUUACAAAUUUGGCAAGGAAAAUUGAAAGGGGGUAGGUAUGAGAUUAUAUAUUGACCAAAAAACUAACUUCACGCGCCCAUUUUCACGCGCUCAUCUUCUUCCCAAUAUAUAAACCCUUAACUUCUCUUCCAUUGUUUUUCAGCUUGCACGUUCCCUUCUCCCGGAGAACUGUACAUGCUCAUUCUUUCCUUUUCUUUUUGCCCCUUAUAUUUCAUUCUAUUUCUACUUUGGCCCCUCAACUAUGAAAUCCAUUACUUCUUCUUCCCCUUUAGAUCUGAAGUCCAUGACCCGAAUUGCGCCACCACCGGGUCUCGGGUUGACCCACCACCGGGUGGUGGUUGUUGUUCCCCGUCGUCUCUUCAUUCAAUGCGUUAACGCCAAUUCCAACUCCACCUACGGCGGCCACGUAGGCAGGGCCCGCCACGAGUGGCAGAGCGCCUGCGCCAUUCUCGCCAGCAAAGUUGUCUCCCAACAGCAGGACACAGAGAAGAGCGGCGGCGGCGCCGACGGUCUCUCCGCCGUCAACGGCCACCCCACGCUCGGCCUCGUUCCCGUCAAGGAAUCGUCCAGCUACCCCGCCCCGCUCCCGAAGCCGCUCAGCAUCACAGAUCUAUCGCCGGCGCCGAUGCACGGCUCUCCCCUCCGCGUCGCCUACCAGGGAGUCCCCGGCGCGUACAGCGAAGCCGCCGCCGGCAAGGCUUAUCCAAAUUGCGAAGCCAUCCCCUGCGAUCAAUUCGAGGUGGCGUUUCAGGCCGUGGAACUCUGGAUAGCCGAUAGAGCCGUGCUGCCGGUGGAGAAUUCGUUGGGCGGUUCGAUCCACCGGAACUACGACCUCCUCCUCCGCCACCGCCUCCACAUAGUCGGAGAAGUCCAGCUCCCGGUCCACCACUGCCUCCUGGCACUCCCCGGCGUGAGGAAGGAUUACCUCACGCGCGUAAUCAGCCACCCGCAGGCGCUCUCCCAAUGCGAGCACACACUCACGAAGAUGGGCCUGAACGUCGCGCGUGAGGCGGUGGACGACACCGCCGGCGCCGCCGAGUACAUCGCGAUGAACAACCUCCGCGACACUGCAGCAAUCGCCUCCGCACGCGCGGCCGAGCUUUACGGGAUGCAGAUCCUGGCCGACGGGAUCCAGGACGACUCGGGUAACGUGACCCGGUUCGUGAUGCUGGCACGUGAACCGAUCAUACCCCGGACGGACCGGCCGUUCAAGACCAGCAUUGUUUUCGCCCACGACAAGGGCACGAGCGUGCUGUUCAAGGUGCUGUCGGCGUUCGCCUUCCGCAACAUCAGCCUCACCAAGAUAGAGUCGCGGCCGCACCGGAACCGCCCCAUACGGCUGGUGGACGACGCCAACGUCGGCACGGCCAAGCACUUCGAGUACAUGUUCUACGUGGACUUCGAGGCGUCUCUGGCGGAGGCGCGUGCGCAGAACGCGCUAGCGGAGGUCCAGGAAUUCACGUCCUUCUUGAGGGUACUCGGCAGCUACCCCAUGGAUAUGACACCGUGGACCCCCUCCUCUCGCCACGAUUAAUUAAUUAAUUAUUUACCCCAGUACAAAACGUAAUUAAGUCACACAAGGGGGGUGUAUUUGAAUUUUGUAUUUUUCCUACAUAUUUUAAAUUUUGAUUGGAAAUAGUGUGGAAGAGAGGCAAGAAUGGUAGGUGAGUAUAAGUUUGUGGUACAUUGGGUCUAAAAUUAAUUAGUUAAUUAAUUAAUUAAUCAAUUAAUUAAUGAAUUGUUGAGUGUGAAUUGUAUUGGCCCUCAAUAUGUGGUGCUAAGCUUGUACAUUUACAAGUGAACAGUGUAUAUUCAAAGAAAAUAAAUAUAUCACGAUCUUGAACAAUCUUUUU